AUGGAAAAUAACCAAACCAUCCUCUCAGAGUUUCUCCUCCUGGGUCUGCCUAUUCAGCCAGAGCACCAACACCUGUUCUAUGCCUUGUUCCUCGCCAUGUACCUUAUCACGAUCCUAGGAAACAGCAUCAUCAUCUUUCUCAUUCAACUGGACUCCCAUCUCCACACACCCAUGUAUUUUUUCCUCAGAAACUUGUCCUUCUCUGACCUCUGCUUUUCAUCUGUGACCAUUCCCAAGCUGUUGCAAAACAUGCAGAGGCAAAUCCCAUCCAUCCCAUAUGAAGGCUGCCUCACCCAAAUGUACUUCUUCCUAUUUUUUGGAGAUCUGGAGAGCUUUCUGCUUGUGGCCAUGGCCUAUGACCGCUAUGUAGCCAUCUGCUCCCCACUGCACUACACCAACAUUAUGAGUCCCAAACUGUGUGUGUGCCUGGUAGCGCUGUCUUGGUUGCUGACCAUGUUUCAUGCCCUGUUGCACACUCUGCUCACUGCAAGACUGUCUUUCUGUGGGGACAAUGUAAUCCCCCACUUUUUCUGUGAUUUGUCUGCUCUGCUGAAAUUGGCCUGCUCUGACACACAUGUUAAUGAGUUAGUGAUAUUUAUCAUGGGAGGGCUAGUUGUUAUUAUCCCAUUCCUACUCAUCAUCGUGUCCUAUGUCCAGAUUUUUUCCUCCAUCCUUAAGGUCCCUUCUGCUCAAGGCAUUUGUAAGGCUUUCUCCACCUGUGGCUCUCACCUCUCUGUGGUGUCACUGUUCUAUGGGACAAUCAUUGGCCUCUACCUAUGUCCAUCAUCUAAUAAUUCUACUGUGAAGGAGACAGUCAUGGCUAUGAUGUACACUGUGGUGACUCCCAUGCUAAAUCCAUUCAUCUACAGCCUGAGGAACAGAGACAUGAAGGGAGCCCUGGGAAGAGUUAUUCAUAAGAAGAAAAUGCUCUCCUGUUUUUCAUGA
Molecule: messenger RNA, 945 nt
Organism: Chinchilla lanigera (long-tailed chinchilla)
Lineage: Eukaryota; Metazoa; Chordata; Mammalia; Rodentia; Chinchillidae
Product: olfactory receptor-like protein DTMT
Exons: 1
Coding region: 1-945 (314 amino acids)
Biological process (GO): G protein-coupled receptor signaling pathway
Cellular component (GO): membrane
Molecular function (GO): G protein-coupled receptor activity; olfactory receptor activity
Source: RefSeq, a predicted model, not a curated record